AUGGCAAGCAAAAGUUCAACCACACAAGACGAAGAAGCGACAACGGAAGAAGUGCCAGGGAAAACCCUCCAAUCAACGAUCAGAAAGAAAAUGGCGUAUGUGACACAAAGGACAUCCAUAAUUGUCUACCUUGUCUUUCAUUUGAUCAGUAGUCUUGUGAUUUGCACCAGAGCAGACCUAAUAAGUGAGUGCACCGACGCCACUAUUUGUAUUGGAACCUAUGCUGACAUCUACAAAUCCUUAGCAUCAGAUGUGAACAGUUUUAACAUCGAAUCCGCCUUAUAUCCGGCAAAUGAGCCUUCCUCAGUUCUAGUCUUCGUCAAUAUAUAUGGUCAGAAUGGACCAGAUAAAGCAGGCAACGAUUCCAUACCUGCUGUAAUGAAAUACACAUGGAGUUUAAGAAGCCUUUAUGCUGCUUUUCCCGCUGUUUUCCUGGAGAUCUCAUCCCUUUUCUCGAUACUGGUGACUCCACGCACGCAAGAACUAAACAUCACGAUUCCAUACUUUUGCUGCAAUGUUUCUGUAAAAGACAGGAAAAGAAUGAUUAAAACUGUACUGGCUGCCCUUCAAGACCUUGCUGUAACUCCUGGUUUGCGAGAUCCACGCUUGAAUUUUGCAGAAUCUGUCAUAGAAGGGCACAUCCCAGACAUGAAGACUACUGAUCGUUCUUAUUUAAGGGUAGUUUUGUGGUUUUCUUUCCUGUGUCCCAUGUUUUUUGGUCCAUUUUUAUAUUUUUGGGUCUUACAAUACUUAAAAGAUGACACUCAAGGCACAUCACUCUCUGCGGGGAGCGAUGGAAACCGUAGUAGGGUGGAUUAUAUUUGUCGUAGAUACGAAGAACCAUUGAUAUGUUCAGUAACUCUAUUUUGUUGUUUCCUGUUGCUGAUAGAGGUCAUGUUUGUUUUAGCUAGAGUGUGGACAUCCACCGAAAUUUCAAAAAGAGGAAAUAUGUCGCGAGACUUUAUUGUACUCCUUGCACUUAUACCAGAAUGGUUAGUGAUAUGCUGUUGUAACUGCCUUUGUUGUGAAGAUUUGGAUAUUAGUUCAUUUUUCAGCAGAUUAUUGCUGAUUAUGUGCACGAGCUUGGUUAGUUACCAUUUGAGCUGGGUUGCAGUGGGUAUCAUGGUUAAUCCAGCUUGGGGCGUUUCUAUUUUGCUGAUACUUUCCUUUUUUGGCAUUACCUUAUUUUUUGUAAUCAAUGAAACAACCCACGCAAAUGACUUUCGCCUUUCUGCCCUUUUCGCAUAUACACCUGGCUUCCUUGGUCUCUGCUUUGUUGUCGUCCCUCCAGUAUUAGUUGGACAGUCAUUUUAUGGUCGGGAAACUGCAGAUGAUAUUCUAAAAGCAGCGUUAUUGUCUGUUAUCGGUGCUGUGUCAUGGCUGUACUUCAAAUCUCGCAAAGCUUCCUCUGAUACUUCACAGUGUGUUGAGGCUGCUAAGCAAGCAGCAGCUGUAGCGAGGGCUCUAGCCAAAAAAAUAACUGUACCUCAACGUGAUGGGACUGAGGUUCAUUCUGCAAUUGUGGCAGCAGCUAUAGCUACAUCCUCUGCAGCUAGUGCAGCUGCGGCGGCGGCGGAAGCUGUGGCUGUUGCUUUGGCUGCAGCCAAGAAUGAAAAUUCAAAACUUAAAGCCGCGCAAGGUGGAAACGAAAAUAGCACCCCAAAUGGAAAUGGAUUAAGCGAGGAGACACAUCCCCUAUACGAAAUCCAAAGUGCCUCCGGACGUUAA
Messenger RNA from Pocillopora verrucosa, 1728 nucleotides. RefSeq lists its product as uncharacterized. NCBI's taxonomy places the organism in Eukaryota, Metazoa, Cnidaria, Anthozoa, Scleractinia, Pocilloporidae. The record is from RefSeq and is a predicted model, not a curated record.